AUGGCUAGGAAUUUUAACAACAGGAAAAGACUGAAGUCAACAGAAACGGCAGAGCUGGGAAAAAUCCUGUACAUGUGCCAAGGACAGCUUGUGAUAAAACUGGCUGCAAAGGACAUUCCAUAUCCAAAUUCUCCUGUCCUAGAUGCAUCCUCAAAAAUAAUAGGAAAGGUAGACGAAAUCCUGGGGAGAAUAGACGAUGUGCAUGUGACCAUCAAACCGGAUGACCAAUGCAGUAUUAGCAAAGAAGGAGAAACGCUGUUCUCUUAUGCAGACAAAUUCAUCCCAAAAAAGAGGUUUCUGCCAAGGGAGGAAACUGAAAAGAAGAAAGAAGAAAUGGACCGCAUCAAGCCCAAGCCUAAGAAAGAUCAGGCUUCCAAGGGCAAUAGGCCAAGAGCAUUUGGGGGAAAGCAAAGAGGAUCUGACAGGAAACCUGAUAGGAAAUGGGGCGUUAUACAAAGUAACUGGAGCAAAGGUGGAAGGAAGGCCGAGUCUAGAAAAGAUCACGGGAGCAAGAGACCUGAUGCUAAUAGGGUCAAGCCCAGAAAUUAA
Messenger RNA from Encephalitozoon cuniculi GB-M1, 549 nucleotides. RefSeq lists its product as uncharacterized. Gene Ontology annotation, biological process: ribosome biogenesis; pseudouridine synthesis. The record is from RefSeq and is marked provisional. NCBI's taxonomy places the organism in Eukaryota, Fungi, Microsporidia, Unikaryonidae. The transcript has a single exon. The coding region runs from base 1 to 549 and encodes 182 amino acids.